CUAAGGACUAUGAGUAACAUCCAGUAGGUGGCAGCAAUACGCCAGUGAUGCGUCUAGUCCGCCUAAUUCAAUGAGGAAGAAGAAAGUAACUCAGUGUUUCUGCCGGAACUUCACAGUGUGACACCCGGCGGAUGUAAACAAAGAAGCAUGAGCAGAGUUAGCUUCACUGCUGUAUUAUAGUAUGAAUGAGAAAUAUCAGAGCGAUAAAGUAACGAUGUGUUCAGUUGAGUAUCUGAGAGAGUUGAUCAGCGACAGACUAGCUGCUGCUGUUGGAGAAAUAUUCACAGAGUUUGAAAAAAACAUCGUCCAGUACCAGGAGGAGAUCGAUCGUCAGCGCAGACUGCUGGAUGUCAUCUGGAAACCACACAUCCCCUUACAACCCAUAGAGCUCCCACAGUCGUAUGUCUGUGAGAAUGAGAAGACUGUUGUUGACCAUCAGCCCCAUGACCAGGAGAGAAACUCCAUGGUGGACCAUGAGGACCCAGAACCUCUACGGAUUAAAGAUCAGCAGGAGGAACUCUGCACCAGUCAGGACCAAUCAAACCCAGAGUUUUCUCAAAUUAAAAUGGAACAGGAAGAAUUGUGUACCAGUGUGGACCAAUUAAACCCAGGGUUACCACAAAUUAAAGUGGAACAGGAUGAACUCAUCUCCAGUCAGGAGGAAGAGUUAAUUGGAUUGAAACAGGAGACUGAUACCUUUGAGGUGACUCCUGCUGAUGAGGAAAGUGACCACAGUGAACCAAAACCAAACAGUGAUCAGCUCCUGUUUGACGUCUCUUGUGUAGCUGAGAGCCCAGAUCAGGAAGGAUGCAAGGAUGUAGACUCAGAAUCAACUAGAUGUAUCGAGGAGAAACCAAGACAUCAGAGUAACAGCAGUCACAGUAAUGAUGUAGACAAUGCUCCAACGUCAGCGAGACAGUGUGAUAAUGACAAGGCAAGAAAAUCUGCAACAUGCGAGGUCUGCGGAAAAGCUUUUAGGUAUAAAUCAGAUUUAGUCAGACAUCACAGAACCCACACAGGUGAGAAGCCGUAUUCUUGUGGAACCUGUGGGAAAAGCUUCAGUCGACGGACAUCUUUGACUGACCACAUGAGAAUUCACACAGGUGAGAAGCCGUUUUCUUGUGGAACCUGUGGAAAAAGCUUUCGACAUCGGCCCUGUUUGACUGCCCACAUGAGACUUCACACAGGUGAGAAGCCAUAUUCCUGUGGAACCUGGGGAAAAAGCUUCAGUCAACAGUCUUAUUUGACUGCCGACAUGAGAUGUCACACAGGUGAGAAGCCAUAUUCUUGUGAAACCUGUGGAAAAAGCUUCAGUCAUCAGACCUCUUUGACUGUCCACAUGAGAUAUCACACAGGUGAGAAGCCAUAUGCUUGUGGAACCUGUGGGAAAAGUUUCAGUCAACGGUCCUAUUUGACUGCCCACAUGAGAUAUCACACCGGUGAGAAGCCAUAUUCCUGUGGAACCUGUGGAAAAAGCUUUAGUCGACGGGACUAUUUGACUGCCCACAUGAGAUGUCACACAGGUGAGAAGCCGUAUGUUUGUAGCACUUGUGGAAAAAGAUUUUCUGGUUCAUCAGCACAUUAUACGCACAUGAACGUUCACAAAAUGGGAAAGCCAUAUUCUUGUGGAACCUGUGGUAAAAGCUUCAGUCAACAGUCCUAUUUGACUGCCCACAUGAGAUGUCACACAGGUGAGAAGCCAUAUUCCUGUGGAACCUGUGGAAAAAGCUUCAGCCGUAGUUAUCGAUUAAAAGCCCACAUGAGAAUCCACACAGCUGAGAAGUCGUGAUCCUGAAACAUCUGUGGAAAACAUAAUGUCAGAACUAAGCUUCAAACAACAUGGAAGAAUUGGUACAGGUUAAA
Acanthochromis polyacanthus (spiny chromis) is the source of this 1863-nucleotide messenger RNA. Its product is annotated as zinc finger protein OZF-like. Gene Ontology annotation, molecular function: DNA-binding transcription activator activity, RNA polymerase II-specific; RNA polymerase II cis-regulatory region sequence-specific DNA binding. The coding region runs from base 182 to 1789 and encodes 535 amino acids. Gene Ontology annotation, cellular component: nucleus. The transcript is spliced from 2 exons. The record is from RefSeq and is a predicted model, not a curated record. Gene Ontology annotation, biological process: regulation of transcription by RNA polymerase II. Lineage: Eukaryota; Metazoa; Chordata; Actinopteri; Pomacentridae.